Molecule: messenger RNA, 2586 nt
Organism: Thamnophis elegans (Western terrestrial garter snake)
Lineage: Eukaryota; Metazoa; Chordata; Lepidosauria; Squamata; Natricidae
Gene: TPD52L2
Product: TPD52 like 2
Exons: 7
Coding region: 117-758 (213 amino acids)
Cellular component (GO): cytoplasm
Source: RefSeq, a predicted model, not a curated record
AGGCCGGAAGAGAGCGUCGGUGGCGUGUGACGUCGCGCCGUCAAGCGAGAAAGCUGCCUCGGUGGUUGUUUUCAAUCUCCGCCGUAGCCGCGCAACGGUCCCCGGGCCUGGGCGAGAUGGAGAGCGCCAGCCAGGAUAUCAACCUUAACUCUCCCAACAAAGGUCUCCUGUCCGAUUCCAUGACCGACGUGCCCGUGGACAACCCCAGCGCCGUAGCCAUGGCUGCUCCGUCAAGGACCUUACCCUACAAUGGUCUCACCGAAGCCGAAGAGGAGGAACUCAGAGCUGAACUGGUCAAGGUGGAAGAGGAGAUUGGCACCUUGCGCCAGGUGUUGGCGGCCAAGGAGAGACACUGUGGAGAGCUGAAAAGGAAGCUGGGCUUGACCCCCCUGGAUGACCUGAAGCAAAACCUCUCCAAGAGUUGGCACGACGUCCAGGUUUCUAACGCAUAUGUUUCGGCCAGCAAUACUCUGGAGGACUGGAAUGACAAAUUAACCCAAUCAGAAGCCUAUAAGAAGACCCAGGAAACGCUGUAUCAGGCCAGCCAGAAGACCUCAGCUGCUCUUUCCAACGUGGGCUCUGCGAUCAGCCGGAAGCUCGGAGACAUGAGGAAUUCUGCAACUUUCAAGUCUUUCGAAGACAGAGUUGGAACCAUAAAGUCCAAAGUUGUGGGUGGCAAAGAUAAUGAUGGCGGCAACCAGCUCCACUCGCCGACAGCCGCUGGCGACAAGCCGCCCCAGGACAACGCGCCUUUCUAAGCCCCCCGACAAUCGUGGCGGUGCAUGGCUGCCGGAGCCCCACCCUUUGCUCUUCCCAACACGCAAGACGAAAAGAAAAAAGAAAAAAAAAAAGGAAACAAAACAAAAAAAAAAGAAGAGAAUUGCGGUCCCACUUGGAAGAGAGAGAUCCAUACAUCCCCUCUUCGCUGCUGGAACCUUCAGGUCCAAUAAAGUGAACAGACGGCUUUUUGUACACUUAUACCUAUUUUACACUAAAGGCUUCUCGAGGGAGCCCCGCUCUACGCUUCUUGUUGGAAGGGUUAAUCAGCGGGGAGGAUUCGGCCGUUUGAACCUAAAAGAAAGACCCCUUUUAGGCUUCAAGAGGCUUGUAGACACUGCCCCCCCCCCACACACUCUUUGUUCCUCCAGUUGCAAGCAGAAAUUUGAAUUUUUUUACGCAAUACGGGGAAAAAAGGGUCGUUUCAGGAGGCAUUUAAGCUGUACGCAAAACAGCCGAGUGCUCUAUGUACCCUUAACGCCAUCUUCUUGGUAUAACUAGCUAGCUAGCUUUCAGUUAUUCGAGCUCGUUUCCUUUCGGGGCAGUUAGAGUCCCCGUUGACUGCUUUGGAAACCUUGCCCCACCUCUUGUUUAGAUCGAUAAACCCUUGGGGGGGGGGCUUAAAGAUAGCCCUCCCCCUUUCCCUUCUCUUCUGGAAUUCCCAGAAUCUCCUCUUAGCCCCCAGCCGAGCCUGCCGCCCAGGCUUAUCUUAAGCUUUAAUAAAUCUCAGAAAGUUUAUUUUUUGGGGGGGUGGGGACGACGCGGGGGACUUCCAUAGCGCAUCAGCUUUUUCGCAUCGCGAUUUAGGGGGCCAUUCCCGCCUCUCAGACGCGGGAGCUGAAACACAAGCCUUACGUCACCAGCUGCUUUAAUCGUUUAUAAUCUUUUUAUAUCUCGGAAGUGUGAAGGAGGUUGUGGGUGAGGAAUCGAAGGAAAGGAAACGAAACAGGUUGAGGCAUCUUAUCGUAGAAACGGUGUCUCUUGACGUUCAUUACAGCGUGUUGCAUACAUACUCGCUUGAACGCAUGUUCUUUUUCUCUCCCUCUCUCUCGUUCCCUUCAAGUGUAGGGAAUUUGCUUUUCUGUCCUCUGGAUUUGGGUCUUGCCUUAGAAAGUCCCAGAGGCUGCGAGGGAACCCCUGGGAUUAUCAGGGCGCCCCAAAAUUCCAUUCUUUUCUUCACUCGUUGGUUCCUUCCGGGAACUUUUCGUCCCAUGUUUUUGAGAUUCUGAUGGCAGGAUUCUCUCCAUUGGCUUCUGCAGCCAUGGUGGUCGUGGGUGGCACCGCUUGGUGAUUACGUAUGGAAACACUAAUCCCUGGAGGGAAGGGUGAGAACGCGCCGUUCUCCUCCCCUUGUAGCUCGAAGGCAGAGGCGCCCCUGAGCGAUGCAGACUUUUCCAUGCCUUAGAGGCUCAGUGGGAUGGGAAGCAGCGUGCCCCACAAUAGAUACCAACUUAGCACCCAGAAAGAACGAUUGGGAGACCCUUCCUCUCUCUCCAGUCACCCGAGAAGCAAGUUUUGACACUCAAAAAUGCGGGCGAUGAAAUUCUUCUUUGUGUCCUUUUGUUGCUGUUGGCUGAAUCCCUUCCUGGCUCAGAACCUGGCUCCAGAGAGGCAGGGGAGGCUAAGGGGAGGGGUUUUUAUUGUCGUUUCUUGAGAGGGAGAUAGCCCACCUGCGUUUGGAAAAAAAUAAAUAAAUAAAAGGGAGAAUCGGUGUUGAUGCGACCGGGCGCUGCAGGACGAGGCUCAGUUGUUUCUCCUGUAAUGGGUCUGGGGGAAAUUUGUCAAUAAAAUAUUCCUUUUGGAAAAGCA